Suillus paluster is the source of this 1506-nucleotide messenger RNA. RefSeq lists its product as uncharacterized. The coding region runs from base 1 to 1506 and encodes 501 amino acids. The transcript has 4 exons. The record is from RefSeq and is a predicted model, not a curated record. NCBI's taxonomy places the organism in Eukaryota, Fungi, Basidiomycota, Agaricomycetes, Boletales, Suillaceae.
AUGUCCGCCUUUUUCCCCCACGUCAACAUCACCGCGCUGACGAAAUUCGCCGCUGCAACUGCAGCAGCGCAGCAUCCUGGCAGAGCCACGGGUAGACGGCCCCAAAAAACGCUAACCCCAGUGGUGGCGAGCAUCGAAGAUGUCAAAUGGGCUGGAGAACAGAUGAUUCAAAUAACAUUUGAACGCGCCUCCUUACCUCUUGGGCCACACACCAUGAUGGCAUAUUUUCCUUGUGGACGCAAGAUGCUAACAACGCAGGCUGUGAUUGGCAUGAUGACCACUGUCAGAGGUUCGUCCUCGAAGAUCGAAGUGCCCAAAAUAUAUGGCUACCGGGAUCUCCUACCCAAUGACAUUGGAGCUGAGGUAGUCCUCAUGGAAAAGAUACCCGGCGAGAAUCUUCAGGAUGUGUGGCCCACCCUCACGCCCGACGAGGAGCUCAAAAUCUGUAGCAAGCUGGCAGACCUGUUGUUGAAGUUAUUCAACAACCGCGGAAGCUUGAUUUGCACCGACCUUCUUGGUACAGGAGUCAACACCUGCAUAUCCAGUGUCCUCCUACAGGAAGGACAGCAACGUCUACGACCCCUCGGGGUCGGGCCACUGCUUUUAUCGCGCCCGUUUAACGAGCGACCGCUGGAUAUAAUGGACCCACAAGGUGCACUAUCCACUAAUGCUGACUAUCUAACAGCACUGUGCUGGCGCGUUAAGCGCCUUUUCGGUAACAACGAGGAUCUCAGGGCUCAAGCGCGCGACACAGGAUUUGCGGAUAAUCCGCUGCUAACAGCAGAAGACAUGGAGCAAGCCAGAGAAACCUUCAGACGACUGACCAAUUUAAUCGAAUACCAUAUCGGAGGGUUCUAUAUCCCAGAAACGCUCUCUCGCGCAGCGAGGGAAGAGGCCUAUUUGAUUCUGCAACGCAAAAAUUUUGGCAUCUGUCACGGUGACAUGCAAAUGUAUCGCUUCCUCGUCCGGUUCCUGCCUGAUAAAAACGGCAAACUUCGCACUCCCGACUCAGACGUCGAGCUAGUGCUUUGCACGGGGUGGGAACAUUCAUUCCGUGCGCCACUUUGGUCAUGCGCGCGAAUGCCACUCUGGCUCAUCAGCCGGCCGAUCAUGAACGAGCCCAUUUCCAGCUUUCGCCAGGGAGAGUUGCGUAGCGCCAUCUACAACAUGAUGAAUGAGCCCGGUAGAAUCGAGAGUGCCCGGGAGUGGAUCGUUUCGCAUGUAUACGGACGUACCGAGCGGUGGUUCGAGGGAUGCGUCAGCACGCAUUGGAUGUACGGUCGGAAUAUUGAGGCGAAUUUGGUAGACCUCAAGACUUAUUGGGAAUUUUGGCGUCCGGACAUCCCGUUCCCGAUCGAGGUGGGAGUGGAGUACACUCGGCAACGGACCAGUGGGCCCCGGGAGGCGGCAGACGAACCCGUUACUGCACCUGUUACUGGGGAACUGGUUAUUCCUCUCCUCUCUGCUAGUCCUCUUGGACUUUUGAUUGGAAGAAGUAGAUCUUGA